CCCUCACACCCCAGGCCAACACUGUUUUUUUUUUCCAAAUUUCCACUUGGUGACUCGAACCAACCUUUGUGGCGGAGGAUACUUUCUACUAGGCUAUCCCUUUAUCAUCCAUUUUUUAGAAAAGAACGUCCGUAGAAAAUCAUUUUUUCUCCAGCCUUCUGGUGAAAACAGCAUGACUGAGCUUUAGGAAAAACAUUGAAAUGCUUUAGAGGCUAAAUAUAAUAUUUUGUAUAGUUGCUCAGUACCACGGAGGGUGAGAUAUCACUACUGCAACACAACCUCUUGACGAGAUAUUGUUGUCCACUCUUAUAUCAACUUGACACAAUAAACUACUGUAUUAGUAGUAUUAGAUAUCAAUAGUAGUAUGUCUUUAUAAUGUGAGAAAUUAUUGACACACUCCUGAGUCUAUUCUUUGGUUUCUUCCUCCUUUUUUUUUUUCCAAAACUCAAAAUAAACAUAACGCAAAAACCGCAGUGGUCGAGAAAAAAAUCCGCAAAGAGCGUCACCUCUCCAAAUGGCAAGCUAUGAGGAACAUACAUUUGAAUUUAUGAAGCUCGCUUUAGAACAGGCAAAGGAUGCAUUGGCCAAUCUUGAAGUUCCAGUGGGUUGCGUUAUUGUUGAGGAUGGGGAAGUCGUUGCCUCUGGAAGAAAUCGAACGAAUGAAACAAGAAAUGCUACAAGACAUGCGGAGAUGGAAGCAAUUGAUUUUCUAGUUGAACAGUGGCAGAAAAAUGGACUUUCACCUCUUGAAGUUUCCAAAAGAUUCUCAAAGUGCAUUCUGUAUGUUACCUGUGAACCGUGUAUAAUGUGUGCAGCAGCCUUAUCAUAUCUUGGAAUAAAAGAAGCAUAUUAUGGAUGUGCAAAUGAUAAAUUUGGAGGUUGUGGAUCUAUACUAUCACUGAAUACCAGCUGCUCUGAGCUUCCCACUAGUGGAUUUGCCUCAUCAAAAAAGGGUUUCAAAUGCACUGCUGGAAUAAUGGCUUCUGAAGCAGUCUAUCUUCUUCGGAGCUUCUAUGAGCAAGGAAAUCCGAAUGCUCCAAAGCCUCACAGACCUGUAAAGCAGCGGGUAUAGAAGUACUAGUGUCAGUGUUUCCUUCAACUUCUGGUAUGAGAGGUACCAUCUGUAGGCUAUCAUCCAAUUUUGGUACGAUUGUAUAUAGCUGUUAGACAGCUGAAUAUAUUUUUCUGUGAAGUGUAUAUCUGUUGAUUACUCUUGUACUACUAAUUAAGACGAGGGAACGGUUCUUUCUGUUGUUGUACACACUUCAAGGUAAGUUUACUAAUCUAAGCAAUUAGACCUGUUCUAAAUG
Messenger RNA from Nicotiana tabacum (common tobacco), 1310 nucleotides. RefSeq names its product tRNA-specific adenosine deaminase TAD2-like. Lineage: Eukaryota; Viridiplantae; Streptophyta; Magnoliopsida; Solanales; Solanaceae. Gene Ontology annotation, molecular function: zinc ion binding; tRNA-specific adenosine-34 deaminase activity. Gene Ontology annotation, biological process: tRNA wobble adenosine to inosine editing. The record is from RefSeq and is a predicted model, not a curated record.